AUAUAUUGUGGUGAUAAGGAGCAUUGAUCCUCAAAGUUUCACUCGCAAUCAUGUCUAUCCCGACCACUGAAAUCCUUAUCUUCGACACUUCAGAGGCGUUUCGCAAAGACAGCUCAAUUUUACGCCCUGCGCUCGACAUAGUUUCAAAGGCUGAUGGUGUCCAAAUGCCCGUCUACGUUGGAGUGCAGAUCGAAAACCCAGCUACAGGCUAUAUGUUCCUCAACUGGGAUAGCCGAGAGCACCAUCAGGCAGCGAUGGCAGCCCCCUCGUAUGCUAAUCUGCGUGAAAUCCUGAAAUCCGCCGUCACGAGCCCGGGGAAGAUGUACCAUGUGAUCUUUAACGACCAUCCCAUCGCACUCAAACAGCCUGUCACGGAAGUCCUCCUCGUCACGCUCAAAGACCCCAGUCAUCGCGCAGAGGUAUACGACAUCUUCACCAAGUUCACGGAGUUAUCUAAAAAGAUGCUCGUGUUUGGGCCUACGCUGGAGGAUGAGAAUGUGAUUGCUCUUCUUGGCGGAUGGGAGAGCGUUGAGGCUCAUCAGACGAUGGUCGCUAAUCCUGAGCCGAAAGCUGCGAUCGAACGGUUAUUCACUCUGGUCAAUAAGGACCAUCUGUUCCAUACUGCCUUGACCACUCGCGAAUGAAAGUAGCGGUUGAUAGUGAAGGCUACUGAGGUCGUGUACAAAGCAACAAUUGUAAAUUAUAAAUGCUAGCUCCUGACUUUAUCCAUUCAAGUGCUAAGAAUGUUCAA
This is a messenger RNA of Suillus paluster, 751 nucleotides long. RefSeq lists its product as uncharacterized. Lineage: Eukaryota; Fungi; Basidiomycota; Agaricomycetes; Boletales; Suillaceae. Bases 51 to 644 code for a protein of 197 amino acids. The transcript has 4 exons. The record is from RefSeq and is a predicted model, not a curated record.